AUGUUCUGCUCCAGGAAGCUCCUGCAGCAGUGGUGCUUCGCUCUCUUCCUGCUCUGCUCCCCGGUGCCGCACUUCGGACGUCCCAUCGAUGCCCUGAGCAGCAGAAUGAAACGCUCGGUCACUCACGCUCAGCUGAUGCACGACAAAGGUCGCGCCCUCCAGGACUUCAAGCGCCGCAUGUGGCUGCAGGAGCUCCUGGACGAGGUCCACACGGCCGAGGUCCGGGACCUCCCGGUCCGGACCACCGGGGCAGGGGCGGGCAGCAGCGGGGCCGGCGGAGGGCUGCCGGGCGGGGGGCUGCCGGGCCUCAGCCUGGGCCUGGACCUCAGCACCACCGGCAGCACGAUGCACUCCAAACCCACCGGAGGAACCAAGAACCUUCCGGUGGUCUUCAGCCUGGAGGACGAGGAGGGAACCAACCUGCCGCAGGAAACCAACAAGUCGCCCACGUUCAAGUCUCCCGGCAAGAAGAAGAAGAAGGGCAGAGCGGGGAAGAGGAGGGAUGGAGAGAAGAGGAAGAGGAGGGUGCGCUCGGUAGGCCGCAGGGAGGAGGCGUGGAGGUCUCUGCUCGGCCUGCAGGGGGCGCUGCUCAAAACGCUGUCACACUGA
Limanda limanda (common dab) is the source of this 609-nucleotide messenger RNA. RefSeq names its product parathyroid hormone-like hormone a (gene pthlha). NCBI's taxonomy places the organism in Eukaryota, Metazoa, Chordata, Actinopteri, Pleuronectiformes, Pleuronectidae. Bases 1 to 609 code for a protein of 202 amino acids. Gene Ontology annotation, biological process: osteoblast development; adenylate cyclase-activating G protein-coupled receptor signaling pathway; bone mineralization. Gene Ontology annotation, cellular component: extracellular region. The record is from RefSeq and is a predicted model, not a curated record. Gene Ontology annotation, molecular function: hormone activity; peptide hormone receptor binding. The transcript has 2 exons.